AUGUUAAAAGCUAGUUUGUCAAAUAGGUAUGACAGAAGAAUAAGAGAAAUCACUCACUCCAUAAAGAUAUUACUUGAUGCAACAUACUUGGAUAUCCCACCACAUCUAGUGCGAAUUCAACAUCGGGUGAAAAAAGCUCUUCAUUUGUCCAAAUACUACUCAAAAGAUAUAGCUGUUAGGGAAGAAAAUGUGAUCAUAGUAGGCAUAUGUGGAGUUGUAGGCAUUGGCAAAUCAACCAUUGCUAGAAUUAUUUAUGAUACAAUCAGUGGCAAUUUUGAGAGCAGUAGUUUUCUUGCAAGUAUCAAUAAAGUAUGGAAGAAAGACAAUGGUCAAAUUCUUCUCCAGGAACAACUUAUUUCAGAAAUUUCUAGCACAAAAGUUGAGAAUAUACAUGACACUGAAACUGGAAUUAGACAAAUAAAGAUGGCUCUGCAGAAUAGAAGGUCACUUGUAGUGCUUGAUGAUGUUGACCAUAUAGACCAACUUGUGACAUUGUGUGGAAGCCGAGAAUGGUUUGGUUUUGGGAGUAUGAUCCUCAUUACGUCAACAAGUAAGCAUAUAUUAGAUCACAUUAAAGUCAAAUAUGUCUAUGAAGUGAGGAAAAUGGACAAAAGGGAAUCUCUUGAACUUCUGAGUUGGCAUGCUUUCAAGUUGAGUUGGAAUGCUUUCAAGCAAUCUAGCCCAAGCAAUGAUUUCAUUAACCUUGCAAAAAAUGUCAUUCUUCAUUGUGAAGGAUUACCACUAGUUCUCGAAGUUGUUGGCUCUCUUUUGUAUAGGAAGACAACACAAGAAUGGGAAUGUGUAUUGAAGAAAUUGAAAAGCAUCCCUGCAAGUCAAAUACAAGAGAAGAUUAAAAUAAGUUGUCAGUAUUUAGAUGACUCGGUGAAAGAUUUAUUCUUUACUAUUGCAUACUUUUAUGUGGGUGAUGAGAAAUUGUCUAUUGCACAAAAACUAAGUGGCCUUCAAUUUCCCUUAGAAAUUGGAAUAAACACGCUUGUUGAGAGGAGCUUGAUAAAAAUUGACAUGAAUAAUAGGCUUCAUAUGCAUGAAUUGCUGCAAGAGAUUGGAAAGGGAAUAAACCCUAAUAAGCCAAAACCCAAAUAUAACUAUCAUGUGUUCUUGAGUUUCUGUGGUGAUGAUACACGCAAGUCUUUUGCAACUCAUCUUCAUGAUGCAUUGAAAAGGGUUGGUCUUGAGGUUUUCAUGGAUCCUGAAAUCAGAAGGGGAGACAAUAUCUCAUCUUCACUGGUCCAGGCAAUUGAAAGUUCAAGAAUAUCAAUCAUUAUCUUUUCAAUCAAAUAUGCAAGCUCAAGCUGGUGCUUGCAAGAACUGGAAAAAAUUAUGGAAUGUCAUAGAACUGUUGGACAACAGGUAUUACCUAUUUUCUUCAGUGUGCAACCAUCAGAUGUACGGAAGCAAUCCGGUGAUUUUGGAAGUGAAUUCAAAAGGCUCUUGAAAAGGACCUCAGCUAGCAAAGACCAAAAAUUCAAUUGGACAAGAGCACUCAAUGAAGUUGCCAAUUUAGCUGGAUGGGACUACUCUCAUCGUUAUGGAACUGAAGCUGAGCUGAUUAACUGUGUUAUGGACACUGUCACCAAGAACCUUGACGACAACACAAAUCUAUUUGUCACACAUCAUCCUGUAGGGCUGAGAUCUCGCAUGAAGGAAAUCAUACAAAUGUUAAGUGACAAAUCAGAUGAGAUUAUGGUGGUGGGAAUUCUCGGUAUGGGUGGGAUUGGCAAAACAACCCUUGCCAAAGCCAUUUAUAAUGAAGUUGGACAAUAUUUUGAGGCUAAAAGCUUCCUUGCAAACAUUAGAGAAGCUUCAGAGCUAGAAAAUGGCCUAGUUCGUCUGCAAGAACAACUUUUGUCAAACAUUUUACAAUCAAGGAGGUUGACACUAUAUUGCAUUGAAUCCGGGAAAGCUAUAAUGAAAGAAAGGCUUUGUGGUAAAAAAGCACUAAUCGUACUAGAUAGUGUCACCAACAUGGCUCAACUUGAUGCUCUGUGUGGCAAUCGUGAAUGGUUUGGUUCAGGUAGUAAAAUAAUCAUUACUACUAGAGACCAACGCGUACUUGAUAGCAUUAAAGCAGAUAAUGUAUACAAGAUGAAAGAAAUGGAUGGUAAUGAAUCUCUUGAACUGUUUAGCUGGCAUGCAUUUAAACAAGCAAGCCCAACAGGAGUUCUUAUUGAUAGAUCAAGAAGUGUUAUUGCUUAUUGUGAAGGGUUGCCAUUAGCUCUUGAAGUUCUUGGUGCUUAUCUAUUUGAUAGACCAAUAGAAGCUUGGAAAUGUGUUUUGGAUAGUCUAAAAGAAAUUCCAAAUGAUCAAAUACAUAAAAAGCUAAGAAUAAGCUUUGAUGGUCUUAGUAAUGAUUUUGAGAAAAAUAUAUUUUUGGAUAUAUGUUGUUUUUUCAUUGGAAAGGAUAGAAAUUAUGCUACACAAAUAUUAGAUGGUUGUGGACUUCAUGCAGAGAUUGGAAUUACCCGACUCAUAGAGUUGAGCCUCUUAAGAGUUGAUAAGAAUAAUAAGCUUGAUAUGCAUGGCUUAAUACGUGACAUGGGAAGAGAGAUUGUUCGUGAAGAGUCACCAGAUGAACCUGGAAAUCGUAGCAGAUUAUGGAUUCGAGAUAAUGGGAUUGAUGUGUUAAGAAAUUGUAGGGGAACAAUAUCUGUUAAAGGACUAGCACUGAAUUUUUCAAGGACAGAAACACAAUCUUUUGAUGCGAAGGGAUUUGAGAUGAUGAAGAGACUUAGAUUACUUCAACUUGGCCAUGUAAAACUUAAUGGCAAUUAUGAAUAUCUAUCAAAGGAGUUGCGAUGGCUUUGUUGGCAUGGAUUUCCUUCAUGUUGCAUGCCCCAAAAUUUUUCUCAAGAAAAAGCAGUUGUCAUUGACUUAAGAUAUAGUUAUCUAACCCAAGUAUUGAAGAAUUGCCAGUUAUUAGAGAGGUUGAAAGUUCUCAAUUUAAGUCAUUCUUAUGACUUAAGAGAAACGCCUGAUUUUUCAAGACUGCCAAAUCUUGAAAGGCUAAUACUUAAAGAUUGUCCACGAUUAUCUUCAAUUCAUGAAUCUAUUGGAGAUUUGAAGUUCUUAAUAUUGGCAAAUUUGAAAGGUUGUAAAGAUCUCGGUGAGUUGCCAAGAGGUAUAUAUAACUUGAAAUCUCUAAAAACUCUCAACCUGUCUGGUUGUUCAAAACUUGAGAAAUUAGAAGAUGGGAUUAACCAAAUGGAAUCCUUGACAACUCUAAUGGCAAAUGAAACUUCCAUAGCACAAGUUCCCUUGGCAUUAGUGAGAUCAAGAAGCAUCACAUAUUUGUCAAUAUGUGGCCAUGAAGGAUUGCCCAGAGAUGUAUUUCCAAUUCUCAUUCGCUCGUGGGUGUCACCAAGAAAUAAUUCAAGGUCCCUUCAGCAUGUAUUUGCAAGCAUGCCAUUUUUAUUGCCACAUCUUUUUCGUAGUUUAUCUCACCUAAGCAGCGGAAUAUUGAGAAGAAGACCUUAUCCAUUACAUAUCUCAGGGGCAACAGCUCUAACAUCAAUUGGUUUUCAUGAUCAAGUUGACACUAUAGAGACUGCAAAUUUCUUGAAUUCUUUUAUUACUGUACAAGUGGGAGGAUUCAGCGAAGUCAUUGAUGCACUUUUGAAGAUUAUCUCCCAGGGAUGGAGUGAUAGAGGGCUUGACUAUUAUCUCCCUGGAGAUAAUUACUCUGAUUGGCUAGCCUUUGAAGAUAAAGGGUCCUCAGUAUCAUUUAAAGUGACUCAAGUUGUUAGUCGUAGCUUAAAAGGAAUGGUCAUUUGCAGUUUCUUUUCAUCUUUGCAAAAUAGCACGGCAUCUGUAUAUCCUGUUGGUUUCAUGAUAAAGAAUUUUACAAAGGCUUCUAUUGAUUUCUACAAACGAGAUUCUGAAACUUCUACAUCUGAUGAAGAAGAACGGCAGAAGAUAUUAUCUAAUUUGGAGCCUGAAAAUGAAGUGGAAGUUAGAGUGGAUUUUGCUCAUAAAUAUAUUGUGAACAAAACUAUAGUCUAUCUUGUGUACAGUGAUCAUGAUGAUGCUGCUGCUGGCAAAAGGGUUGUUGAAUAACAUCAAAGCUUCAACUAUAAAGAUGGUUCAUUGCCUAAGAAAAAAAGAAAAACUAUAAAGGAGCUUUGUAUUUUUAAUAGCAAUUGAGAAUGUUAUGAUACGAUUUUCUUGGAAUGUUGUGAUGUAUGUCUCUCUGUCUCCAGGUUUCGCUCAGGAAAAGGAGAAAGUGAUGAACGGCAAGUUGAAGGCUUUGGAUCUCCUCUCGAUUUAUGUCUUCUAAUUCUUUUCAUCAUUUUUUGAAGAAAUAAAAAAGAAACAUUUGAACUCCGGAAGUUUGAGAGAAAAUGUAUCUUUCAUCGAUUCAAAUAUGGCAUGGUACAUCUGAAUAUAUACA
Molecule: messenger RNA, 4408 nt
Organism: Prosopis cineraria
Lineage: Eukaryota; Viridiplantae; Streptophyta; Magnoliopsida; Fabales; Fabaceae
Product: disease resistance protein RUN1-like
Exons: 5
Coding region: 1-4074 (1357 amino acids)
Biological process (GO): signal transduction; defense response
Molecular function (GO): ADP binding; ATP hydrolysis activity
Source: RefSeq, a predicted model, not a curated record